GUUUUGCUGUGCCGGAGCUGAUAAUACUGUCAAACAGUCAUUGAGGAGGAGUGAUUUGCGUGACCUUGUGUGACUCAAAAUAGGUUUAUUUAUUCCUCCAUUUAUUUAAAAGUUCCGUCGCCGUUCACACUACCGCCGCAGCUCAAGUCCCUGUAGCUAGGGUGUUAAGGUUCCGAUGGGAGUACCGUCGUUCUACAGGUGGUUGAUCGAGAGGUAUCCGUUGAUUUUGCAAGAUGUCAUUGAAGAAGAGCCGCUUGAAAUCGGCGGCGGCGGCGGCGUCGUCACGGUUUCGGUCGAUACUAGCAAACCUAAUCCUAAUGGCGUCGAGUAUGACAAUUUGUAUCUCGACAUGAACGGAAUCAUUCAUCCAUGCUUCCAUCCCGAAGACAGGCCUUCUCCGACAACGUUUUCCGAGGUGUUUCAAUGCAUGUUCGAUUACAUAGAUAGGCUUUUUGUGAUGGUUCGACCCCGGAAGCUGUUAUACUUGGCUAUUGACGGUGUUGCUCCAAGGGCGAAAAUGAAUCAACAGAGAUCCAGACGGUUUAGAGCUGCAAAGGAUGCAGCAGAAGCAGCAGCUGAAGAAGAGCGGCUGCGGCAAGAGUUUGCGAGUGAAGGGAAGAGGUUGCCUCCUAAAGUGGACUCCCAAGUUUUUGACUCUAAUGUUAUAACUCCUGGAACACACUUCAUGUCUACUCUCUCAAUUGCGUUGCAGUACUACAUUCACGUUAGACUAAAUUCUGAUCCUGGGUGGAAAAAGAUUAAGGUUAUCCUCUCAGAUGCUAAUGUUCCUGGUGAGGGGGAACACAAGAUCAUGUCGUACAUACGUCUUCAAAAGAACCAUCCUGGUUACAACCCAAACACCUGUCAUUGUCUGUAUGGUUUGGACGCAGAUUUGAUCAUGCUGGCUUUGGCCACCCACGAAAUUCAUAUAUCGAUCCUUCGUGAGGUUGUAUUCACUCCUGGACAACAAGACAAAUGCUUCUUGUGUGGCCAGAUCGGGCACCGAGCAGCAGAUUGUGAGGGCAAGGUAAAGAGGAAGGCAGGAGAAAUGUUUGAUAAUACUGAGACAGAUGUCGUGGCUAAGAAGCCAUACCAGUUCGUCAAUAUCUGGACACUUCGAGAGUAUUUGGAGUACGACAUGCAGAUACCUAACUCACGAUUGCAAAAAUGUUUGGACCGGAUAAUCGAUGAUUUCAUCUUCAUCUGUUUUUUUGUUGGGAAUGAUUUCUUGCCACAUAUGCCUACGCUAGAGAUCCGAGAGGGUGCUAUAGAAUUACUGAUGUCUGUCUACAAGAAGGAAUUUGGAUCAAUAGCAAGUUACUUAAGCAAUGGAAGCAAGCUGAACUUAAAAAAUGUGGAGCAUUUUAUCCAGGCCGUUGGGCUCUUUGAAAAUAAUAUAUUUCAGAGGAGAGCACAAACUUAUCAGAGGCAAUCGGAAAGGUUUAGUCGUGAUAGAGCUCGAGCAAGCAGAAAAGAUGACGAUGGCCAGGUUGUGCAACUAGAGAAUCUAGUUGGAGAGUCUGAUUCAUUGCAUGCCUUACCUCCACGAAAAUGUUUGCGUCUGUCUUCGGAUGAUAGCAUUGGUGUGGUGAAAGUUGAAACAGAAAAUAGCAUUAAAGAAGAAGAACUAGAUAAUAGCGAAGAUUUGAAGUUUAAGCUUAAGAAACUGAUGCGGGAGAAAUUUGAUGAGUUCAGCACAGGAAAAGGCGAAGAAGAUAAGGUUAGGCUAGGUGUACAAGGAUGGAGGGAGAGAUACUAUGAGGAGAAAUUCACAGCUAAGUCUGUAGAGGAAAUGGAACAAAUACGCAGAGAUGUUGUUUUAAAGUAUACAGAAGGCCUUUGUUGGAUAAUGCACUAUUAUUAUCAUGGUGUUUGUUCCUGGAAUUGGUUUUAUCCCUAUCAUUAUGCACCUUUCGCAUCUGAUCUCAAGUUCCUUGAUAAGCUAGAUAUUAAGUUCGAACUAGGUGCCCCUUUUAAACCAUUUAAUCAGCUUCUGGCAGUUCUUCCAUCUGCAAGUGCACAUGCUCUCCCAGAGUGCUUUAGGACAUUGAUGACAGAUCCAGAUUCACCUAUAGCUGACUUUUAUCCUUCUGAUUUUGAGAUUGACAUGAAUGGAAAGCGCUAUUCGUGGCAGGGUAUAGCAAAACUGCCUUUUAUUGAAGAACGGCGUCUUCUGGCAGCAGCCGCACAAGUGGAGCAUUCACUGACGAACGAAGAAAUUCGAAGAAACAGUGUGUUGUCUGACAUGCUCUUUGUAGUUGCACCUCAUCCCCUUGCUGAGCUCAUCCGUUCUCUUAAUAGCCGUACCAUAAAAUUGAGCACUGAAGAACGAGGAACAAUUACGGAAACAGUUGACCCUGGACUAAGUGAAGGUAUGAAUGGUUACUUAGCUUCAUGUGGUGGAGAUAGUCAGCCUCCGUGCUUCCGUUCCCCAAUCGAGGGUAUGGAAGAUAUUUUAGCCAAUCAAGUCAUUUGUGCCAUAUAUAAACUUCCAGAUGAUGUUAGAGGCAGCAACGCCGCUCGUCUACCUCCAGGAGUGGUGCUCCCUAAAAAGACUGUACAGCUAGUGGAUUUGAAAGGUGGAGCUAAUCUAUGGCAUGAAGAUGGUGACAGAAGACGAGCUCCUGCAAAGAUAAUAAAAAUCAAGAGGUAUAACCCACAAGGAUCCAUUUCUGGUGAUAGGCUUGGGAAGGCAGCACACAGACUUGUGCUACAAACAAUAAAUUCCCAACCCGAUCAGACGUUCAUCAACUCAGAAGCAGCAUUGUGUCCAAAUACUAUCUUCCAGAACGAACAAGUGUCGAAAAAAGUUCCAUUAUUCCAAGGGAAUGUGAUGCUGAAGAUACACCCUCAGAGUGAGUUCACCCGGAAGAAGAAGAAAAGUAAAAACCUUCAAAGUAAAAUCUCUGCAGGCCCUCGUACCCGGAAGAAGAAGAAAGACAAAAGCCUUCAAAGUAAAAUCUCUGCAGCCGCUCAAAGAAGCAAACUCACUGAGGAGGAGAAGAAGACAGCAGACAGAAAGCGCAUCAAGCAAGCGGAGAAGAGAAAGAGAAAUUUAGCUAAUAGAAUAAAGAGAGCCAAAAAUGAGCAGGCAAACAAAUGAUGAAGCAAUUAUGAUAAUGCAUUGGUGUGAUCAGGUGUUUUGGUAGAUCCAAACAGUUUUGAAAUUGAUACUCAUUAUUAGUUCCCUUUUUCUUUGUCACGUCCUUCAAGUACACGCACUUUAUUGAAUUAGUUUAACAUGAUAUA
Eutrema salsugineum is the source of this 3249-nucleotide messenger RNA. RefSeq names its product 5'-3' exoribonuclease 2. Gene Ontology annotation, biological process: nuclear-transcribed mRNA catabolic process. The coding region runs from base 176 to 3103 and encodes 975 amino acids. Gene Ontology annotation, molecular function: 5'-3' RNA exonuclease activity; RNA binding; zinc ion binding. The record is from RefSeq and is a predicted model, not a curated record. The transcript is spliced from 23 exons. NCBI's taxonomy places the organism in Eukaryota, Viridiplantae, Streptophyta, Magnoliopsida, Brassicales, Brassicaceae. Gene Ontology annotation, cellular component: nucleus.